Molecule: messenger RNA, 965 nt
Organism: Hyalella azteca
Lineage: Eukaryota; Metazoa; Arthropoda; Malacostraca; Amphipoda; Hyalellidae
Product: tyrosine-protein kinase ABL2
Exons: 2
Coding region: 29-961 (310 amino acids)
Biological process (GO): positive regulation of kinase activity; cell surface receptor protein tyrosine kinase signaling pathway; multicellular organism development
Cellular component (GO): signaling receptor complex
Molecular function (GO): ATP binding; transmembrane receptor protein tyrosine kinase activity
Source: RefSeq, a predicted model, not a curated record
CGGGGUACGGCUGUUGCCCGUGCGCUGGAUGGCCCCCGAGUCGCUGCUGUACGGCCGCUUCACGGUCGAGACGGACGUCUGGAGCUACGGCGUCCUGCUGUGGGAGCUCUACACGUACAGCCUGCAGCCGUACUACGGCUGUACCAACGAACAGGUUCUGAAGCUGAUUCUGCAAGGGGUACAACUGAGUCCGAUUUCUUCCUGUCCACCUCCUGUUCAGGAGGUCAUGAGAAGUUGUUGGUCCUCGAACCCUUGCAACCGACCUUCCUUCGCAACCAUUAAAGAGAACCUAGCAACCAUUCACCGUACUUACGAUUUGGAGGGUUUCGAGGCGUCUUUGGAUGGUCGUGACUACCGCGAAGAGGUGGUAGACUUCAGCUACGACUUGUCCAGAGAUGACACAACUGUCGAACCGCAACGCAGUCCUCUACAUCGUAUGGACUCAAUGGAUGCCACUUCUUCAACUUUAAAUUCUACUUUCAAAGGGUAUCCAGAGUCUGUGGAUACCCAAAUAUCCCAGUUACCUGAUUACCAACUGGAUGGAACUGGUUCUGAUUUAGAUUUGGACAUCUAUUCAUCAAAUUUCCAAGGGACUCCAGAUUCUGCAGGAAGUCAGCCUUCUCCAUUGAUCCCAUUGGAAAAUGUGAGUUUUGCAGGUGAUUUGCAAGCACCAAAAGACCCUCAAGUGGCAGUGGCAGACGAUUUUCAGGCAAUGGGGAACCAGAAAAUGAGUGUGGACCUUCAAAAUGAUCAAACUGUGGUACUUCACUCACACAUUUCUGCUGAUGUCAAGAUGGACCAAGCUGAAUUCUAUGGAUACGCCGUACCCAAAUACUGUUCUGAGUUACCUGGACAACUCAACAACGAGACCCAUGGAAGCGGUAGAUCAGUGAGACCUAAAACUAAUGUUUAUAACGGAAAUAAUUAUCAGAAUGCUUCCAUUGGGUCUGAUGAGGUCUAGGGUC